UAGUUCAACGGCUGUCUCCGCACAUCCUUCGGAUCUUAUCUUGGACGUCGAGUCGGGGAAGCUGGGGGAACCGAUGCCGGGGAGAUCGUCACGACAGGACGAUCCUCGUCUGCGAACGCAUAGAUAAGAGCCCUCCAUGAGGUUUAUUCUUCACCAUGUGAUCCUCAACAGUCAGAGACAGAUGCGUCGCUCACACGCAUCGUUUGAAUCAACUCGCCUACCUCAUCACACCUCACCUCGCUCAACAUGCCGUCGAAAGACUCGAAACCAUUUCCUCCCGCCCGAGGCAUGACCUCGUUCUGGCGAAGCAACCCGGGCUCCCUGGACAAUCAUCGCUCUACUGAAUCAUUGCCAUCUGAGUGCGACAUCCUCAUCAUCGGCGCUGGCUACUCGGGCGCCUCUCUGCUGACACAUUUGCUCGCGAACGAGAAAUACAAAGACAAAUCGAUAGUCGUCCUGGAAGCCCGCCAGCUAUGCUCCGGAGCGUCAGGACGCAAUGGCGGACACAUCAAGCCCGACGUCUACAACCUGUGCUCAGCUCUCUCAUCGAAGCACGGCGUGCAGGCGGCUGUCGAGAUUGCCGAAUUCGAAAAGGCCAACCUGCUCGCUGUCCGAGAGUACAUUGCAGAGACAGGCGCAGACUGCGACUUCACUCUCACGCAAGCGGUGGAUGUGCAGUUAUCUGGGGCUCAGGACAGCUCGCUCAAAUCUAGAUACGACCAGUUCGUCAGGGAAGGUGGUUCCGUGGCCAAGGAUGCAUUCUACAUGCACGGCGAGGACGCAGAGAUGGUCUCUGGCGUCAAGGGUGCCCAGGGUGUGUUCGAGUAUACUGCCGCUCACGUCUGGCCGUACAAGCUCAUCCACCACAUGUUCGAGGCGAGUCUUGUCCACGACAAUGUCAAUGUUCAGACUCAUACUCCCGUCACGUCGAUUCCAAACCAGCCAGACGCGGACGGGCGCUGGGUGAUCUCCACCACGAGAGGCACCAACACCGCGAAGCAGGUCGUCAUGGCCACCAAUGCUUACACGGCGGCACUGCUUCCGGAGUAUGAUGAUAAGAUCAUUCCAUAUCGUGGUGUAUGCAGCCGAAUUGUCACCCCUGGGCCUGACAGGCCGCCGCUUCUGGCCAAUACAUAUGCCCUUCGAUUCAAUGACUGGGACUAUGACUACCUGAUUCCUCGCAACGACGGCAGCAUCGUCGUUGGAGGCGCGAGGAGGACAUACCUCCGGCACUUGGAAGACUGGUACGGCAACGUUGACGAUACUCAGAUGGUGAAGAGGGCAGAGGGAUACUUUGAUGGCUAUAUGCAGCGGCAUUUCCGCGGCUGGGAGGACAGUGGUGCAUACACAGACAGCGUCUGGACGGGCAUCAUGGGAUAUUCUGCUGAUCAUCUGCCCCGUAUUGGCUGUGUACCGGGCAGAAAGAACAUGUUCAUCAUGGGGGGCUUCACUGGCCAUGGCAUGCCCCAAAUCUUCCUGGCCGCCAAGGGACUCAGCAAGGUGACCCUCAACGGGACACCUUUUUCCGAAACCGGUGUGCCUCGCCUCUUUGAAGAGACUGCCGCUCGUUUGGAGAGUCCGGAGAACUUCGUCCUUGAUGUGUACGCGAGUUUGGGCACUCCAUCCAAGCUAUAGCAGGCUGCUGAGUCAAAGUUAAUACGCUCUAGAGGCUUUUACAUCA
Messenger RNA from Emericellopsis atlantica, 1681 nucleotides. RefSeq names its product FAD dependent oxidoreductase. Gene Ontology annotation, cellular component: cytoplasm. The transcript is spliced from 3 exons. Gene Ontology annotation, molecular function: oxidoreductase activity. The record is from RefSeq and is a predicted model, not a curated record. The coding region runs from base 247 to 1635 and encodes 462 amino acids. NCBI's taxonomy places the organism in Eukaryota, Fungi, Ascomycota, Sordariomycetes, Hypocreales, Bionectriaceae.